AACGAUUUUUAGCCUCAUCACCCCCGCUGUCGUCAAUAACAGUAUCUUUAAUCUCUACUGUUUGUGAGAAAAAUGGGAAUGGAAUCAGUUUCUCUGAGCUAUACCUCUAUGGUUGCACCAAAUCAUAAAAACGGCCUUCACAAAAAUAGAAAAUAUCCAUUGAUCUCAACCAAUUUUGCCAUAACAACGAGAACAAGAAGAAGGUUUCCCUUUUCUGUUAUCAAGAAUUACAAACAGUACCAUCCCCAAGACUUUCAUGGCUAUGCAAAACCUUUGCGCCUCUUAGAAGCCACAGAACCUAAAGUAUGCACAGAAACCUCUCAACAGAAGGAUUUUCUGACUUUCAAUGCAGGUGGAUCUCAGUCUCUGUUCAAGGUUAAGAUACAGACAAGUAAUGCCUAUGGGUCAAGCCUGAGUGAUCCAAAUGCUGGAGUACUCUUAUGCUUAAUUGAUACAAAUGGUAGCUCUAUAUUGCAGACGAUUCAUGUGAUUUUGAAGUCCAAUUCUGCAGAACCCUUGAAAAUGGUAGAGGGCAACCCAGUUCAUUUCCAAAGAGGUUCUGCUGAUGUAUUCAUGUUUGAGGGACCAAAAUUGGAGGGAAUUGAAGCUCUUUGGAUUAGCAUUGAAUCAGGUCAAUGGAGAUUAGGUGGUGUGAGCCUGACAGUCAUUAGUCCUUGUGAAACUUCAUUAGAAGGAAAUGAUAGAGAAGACAUUCAGUUCACUGCUUUCCAGUAUGAAUUUCAAGUUGAUGACAUAUUACUUGGAGAAGGGACUGACAUAUCUGUCGUGGAGCUAAGGCCUAGUCUUGUUUCAGAAUUAUCCAGGGUUGACCCAUACAACUUAUUGAGCAAAACUCCUGAAUCAACAUCAAUAUCUGCUGGCAGGAUUUCCAAUGAGGAAAGCAUGAGAGAGUAUGCAGAUUUGAAGUUAUCCUUGUUAUCUUAUGAUGCUGCUCUAAUUUUUCUUGGUACAAUAGUAGCAAAUUUCUCAGCUGAUGAAAAUUCAGCAUUUGCAUUCUUCAUUGGUGGGAUCUUCGGCUUCUCAUAUUUGUUGCUGCUGCAAAGGUCUGUCGAUGGAUUACCAUCUUCAAGUCCCGUAUCCAGUAAUACGGGCGGGAUUGAAAAUCUAUUUAGAGGGUUGAAGGGACCAGUAUCAGGCUUGGCAUUGGCAAUAGGACUUACCUCUCUAGCAGUGAAGUUUAGCUCUGGAGAUUUUGCAAUGGUGUUUACCCCAAAAGAUCUGUUGAUCGGAACAAUGGGGUUUCUUGCCUGUAAAGUUGCUGUGGUGUUAGCUGCAUUUAAGCCCAUCUCCCUGGAUUUGAAGGAGAAUGAAUAAUGCAUUGUUAUUCAUUUUCUGGACUUUCUAUAGGGAAAUGGAAGACUAGAGUUAGCAUAGAAAACAAAUAGAAAAAAAAAGCCCAGAGUUUGUGCAUAUGUAAUAUAAAAGGAAAACAUAAUCAGAACAUAUAAGAAAAUACACAAAUUUUCUUUUCUUUGCAAA
This is a messenger RNA of Ricinus communis (castor bean), 1500 nucleotides long. RefSeq lists its product as uncharacterized. Lineage: Eukaryota; Viridiplantae; Streptophyta; Magnoliopsida; Malpighiales; Euphorbiaceae. The record is from RefSeq and is a predicted model, not a curated record. Bases 73 to 1335 code for a protein of 420 amino acids. The transcript has 3 exons.